This is a messenger RNA of Closterium sp. NIES-65, 975 nucleotides long. The record is from the annotation of a GenBank genome assembly. Lineage: Eukaryota; Viridiplantae; Streptophyta; Zygnematophyceae; Desmidiales; Closteriaceae.
AUGGAGGAAAUAUCGAUAGGAGGAGGGAGGGGGGAGGGGGAGGGCAUGGGGGUAGCCAUGAGGGACGGCCGCGGGUGGACCCGCAGUGGUCACGGAAGCGCGCAGGUGGCAGCAGCUGGUGGGGCUGCGUGGGUGCGGAAGCGGUGGAGGAAUGGCGCCAGCGGUGGUCGGCGGGGAGGCGGCGACGAGGUCGCGGGGCGGCGCGAGGUGGCAGCGGCUGGCGAGGCCGCGGCGGACGCAGGCGCAGAGGCGGCGAUGAGGCCGCAGAGGGGAGUGGCGCGGGUGGCGGCGGCUGGCGAGGCCGCGGCGUCUAGGGGAGGCGGCGAUGAGGUCGCGGGGCGGCGCGAGGUGGCAGCGGCUGGCGAGGCCGCGGCGGACGCAGGCGCGGAGGCGGCGACGAGGCCGCGGGGGGGAGUGGCGCGGGCGGCGGCGGCUAGCGAGGAGGUCGCGACGACGCGACUGUCGCUGCGGCCCCAGCGCACGGCGCACACGUUCUGCGUGUUUCUGGAGCGGUUCAAAGCGGUGGGCGUGGAGAGGAACAAUCUGAUUCAGCCCACCAUGGCGCUCAAUAGCCGGGGCGAGGGCAUCCUGGCAGCAUCGCUGGCAGGCCCCAACUUCUACCCCUCGGCUGCCUCUCAUUCCCACCCUUCCUCUCAUCCCCCCAACUCUCGUCUCCCCCCCACUCCCUCCUCUCUUGCUCCCAGCUGGGGCGAGGGCAUCCUAGCAGCAUCGCUGGCAGGCCCGAACUUCUACCCCUCGGCUGCCUACGCACGUAUCAACGGCAACACUGAUGUGGGCAGGAUCGUCGUCGCGGGCCCGGGGAAAGCGCCUCUCGACGACUACCUCACGUACCGCUUCAACAUCCCUGUGCUGCUGUAUGGGGACUUCAUGUCGGCCACAAUAGAUGAGGACGGCAACGUGUGGGCGGCGGUGGAGUAUGUGGGCGGCGUGGAGCGGACGGACUAUAGCGACUAG